CUCUCUCAAUUUUCUCUCUGGGGCUCUGGGCAGGGCAACCAGCGGGUGGGGAGGAGACUGACGGGGCGAGGCGGGAGAGGAGGUCCGGCAGCCGGCGACGCGGCGGCGGCGACGCGGGAGCAGGGGAGCAUUUUGCGACUGUUUUCUUCCGCUGAAUCUGGUAUUUGCGGCAAUGGCGUUGGUGGCGGCAGCAGCGGCGAAUCAGAAGCAGCAGAAGGCAUCGAUCGGGAGGCGAGCGUGGCGACUGCUGCGCCUGGCGGUGCUCUGGGUGAGGAAGGGCAGCGCGGUGCACAGCCUCUGCCUGUUCAGCAACCUGCGGCGCGCCGGCGUGGGCCUCGGCGUCGUCGGCGGCGGCGGCCGCAGCGAGCGCCUGCGGUACGGCGAGCCGGAGUACUCGAUCGAGGAGACGCCGUCGGCGCGGGUGCUCUGCCUCAUCCCCUGCAUCGCCCCUGCUGUACCGAACACGCCCGGGUUCUACGGCGACGAGGACCGCUACUUCUUCUGCCGCUGGGACACGGAGCCCGAGUGCAGCAGCGUCGGGUGCUACGACUACAUCGAGAACAACGUGCUCAAGACGGAGCAGAUUGUUCAGGUUAGACAUGGCGCUAGAGGGGAUGUGACCAUCUUGCCGACGCUGGUGAUCAACAAUGUGCAGUACAGUACCGGGAUUUGUUUUGCUACGACUACAAUGGUGAGCCGAGUGAGUGCGGCGGCGUGGAGGACGAGAGCUUCCCCGACGGCGCAAUGGACGAGCAGCUCCUCGAGCUGUCCAUGCCGACGCCCGCAUCCGCCCGGCGCUCCGCACGCUGAAGCAGAACCUUUCGCUGCUCCUCUCCGUGCUCGUCGACCGCGCGCAGCCGGCGGCGGAAAGCAUCGUGGCGCUCAUGGGCAAACGGCGGAGUAGCUCGUGGAGGAGCUGAGCAUCGCGUGCGAGUUGAACGGAGCGGCGAGCUCCGCCGGCCAGAGGAUGCCGGUGCCGGUGACGCGGCGGAUGCGGCGGCGGAGGAGGAGGAGCCGAGGAGGACGCCGACGACCACCGGGAGAAGCAGGGCACACACCGUCGAUGCGGCGAUGGAGGAGGAGGAGGAGGACGCUGGCCACCGUGCUCACCCGCCUGCCGCCACCGGCGCUCCGCGCCUCCGCUCCAUUCCGCUUCGCCGGCCGCUGCUCAGCACCGCUUGCCGCCGCCUGUUCCGUUCGUACCCCCCGCGGAGAAGAGAAAAAAGAAAGGGGAAAUACAGGGUGAUGACGUGGCACGCUGACAUGUGGGGUUCACAUGGGUCCCAUGCUGAUAUAGCCGUCACAUAUACCAAAACCGGUGUCAAAACCAUCAAAGAACUUCGGGUGAUCGGUUUUGUAUAGUUAAGGGACCCUGCAUAUUUGCGGUUUGAGAACGUUUUUUAUACCGCUAACAAGUGGAGGACCUUCGGUACAAUUUUUCCUAGUAGCCUUGUACGUAGAGCUGCUUCGAAAUAAGGCCGUGUCAGAAAAAAAAAUGCUAGUAUAUGCAGUGAUGGACUCCAGUCUACUGUUGUGGUCCAUGAAGUUUCGAGUACUAGGACACUGUUGCCCUCUGUGUUCUGUACCCUCUGCCACGGCUUCCAAACCGAGAUACACGGGCAUCACCCCACAAAGGCACAAAACAUACUGCACGGCUUGUGUAACAUGAUUUCUUA
Oryza sativa Japonica Group (Japanese rice) is the source of this 1676-nucleotide messenger RNA. RefSeq lists its product as uncharacterized. The record is from RefSeq and is a predicted model, not a curated record. NCBI's taxonomy places the organism in Eukaryota, Viridiplantae, Streptophyta, Magnoliopsida, Poales, Poaceae.